AUGCUACAAAAUUUAUAAGUGGAAGGUCGAGAAAUCAGUCAAGAUUAUUCACAUGAAUGGGUAAUGGGGAAUGCAGAUUUGAGAAGUAUUGAGAAAGGGAUUCCGAUAGCUGAGUUUAGUGAAUAAAUUUAGAAUAGAGAUUAAGAAAUGGAAUUUAGAGUAAAAAUAAAAAUUUAUUUUUCUCUAAGAUUUUAAGAAGGUUGACAGAAACUUAGUAUCAUAAUGAUAACCUUUAUGAUUUUCAUCCUGAUAUUUUGAAAUUGAAUCGUUAUAGUAACAUCAUACCUUGUAAUGUAAAAAGUUAUCAUAGUUAAACACUCAAUAGUAAAAUUGAAAUGUGAUGAAGAAGAGAACUAAAAGGAGUCAUAUUUAAAUGCUGAUUACAUAAAUGUAAGGUAUAAUAUAAAGUUAUUAGUUAAUAAAUGGAAAGGAGAAGAUGAUGAUUGCAACAUAAGGUCCAGUAUGUUAAACAAUAGGACAUUUUUGGAGAAUGAUUUCUUAAGAGAGUGUAGCAGUGAUAGUAAUGCUGUGUAAUUUAAAAGAAAAUGGAAAGGUAAUAGAAGUUUUGAAAAUAUGAUAGGCAUAAUGUGAGUAAUACUGGCCUAAAAAUAUUGGAGAUAAUUUACUAAUAGGAAAUAUUACAGUAAAUUUCAUUAGUCAAGAGGAUUUGGGGAAUAAUAUAAUAAAAAGAACUUUGAAAAUAUAAGAAUAAAAUGGAGAAGAAAAAUAAGUCAUUUAAUUAUAAUGGUGUGGAUGGCCAGAUCAAGGAGUGCCUAAUCAUAACGAUUUUAAUACAAUAAAAGAGUUACUAACAUAAAUUUUGGAUAGAGUAUUAAAUGAAUAAAAGGUGGUAUUUCAUUGCAGGUAAUAUUAAGUUAUAAAUAUUUAAUUAGUGCUGGAGUUGGGAGAACAGGAACAUUAAUAUCAUUAGUUAAUCUAAUGAUUAUACUUACAACUUACAAAUCUUAUAUAGGAAAUGAUAAUUCUAGUAAGAAAUAUAAAUAAACCAAGAAAUAUUUGAGAAUCCUGAUUAGUUUAGGAUUUCAAUUUUUGGAGUAGUAAGGAGAUUGAGAGAAUAGCGAUGGGGAAUGGUACAUACUUCAGAACAAUACCAAUAUGUUUACAAAUUUAUUGAUGAAGCUAUAAAAUAUAUGUUUUAAUAACAGUGA
Messenger RNA from Paramecium sonneborni, 1169 nucleotides. The record is from the annotation of a GenBank genome assembly. NCBI's taxonomy places the organism in Eukaryota, Ciliophora, Oligohymenophorea, Peniculida, Parameciidae.